AUGGCCGAUGAUAGCACGAAGCUGAGUCCGCAUCUGGGGAUGCGAAAGAAACGCAGUGUUCAAUUCCUAGUCGACUGUCACCUUCAAGAGGCGGAGGGGAGUGGCGGAGGAUCAAUUGAGGCUUCGGGCUAUUGCUCCUCUCACGAGGGUGACAACGUCUCGGUUCGAAGCACGGGAUCUGGUCACCGGGCAGUCGUGUGUCCAUUUCGUUCUGCUAGCCCACGACCCUUCUCUGGGACUGUGGAUCCGGCGAUGACGGAUGAGGACGAGGAUGGCAGUCCAAUCACCAUCUCUCGACCUCCUGAUGCUCCGGAGGACUUGGCGGUCUUUGAAAUUGGUCUUGGAAUGCUUAGACAGCACACCAUCUACGAGGUGCAGUUCCUUCUUCCUUCAGCAGACCGAUUGAAUUGUGAUGAUGUAGAAAUCACUCGAACAAAUGUUGUUCUACCUGUGGAGGGGAAGCAUUUCGAGCGAGGUGCUGAUGUGGAGGUCAUCCGAAUUGAUUACUUCAAAAACGAUAGCAGUGAGUCUUGA
Messenger RNA from Hydatigera taeniaeformis, 534 nucleotides. The record is from the annotation of a GenBank genome assembly. Lineage: Eukaryota; Metazoa; Platyhelminthes; Cestoda; Cyclophyllidea; Taeniidae.